AUGGAGCUUACAAAGCGAUUGAUGUCGGAACUGGAGUACUCCAGUGAACUACAGAAAACCUUAUUGAAGUCUUACGAAAAUAAUGUUUAUGUGACACCAAAAAUUGCAUUGCAACCAAAUCCAAGCACAUUUAGCGAUAUUUUAAAGAAACCAUCUACCGCUAGUUCAUCUGUGUUGCUGAUCAAGGCAGAUGCAGUGGAAAAUGCUGAUAGCAAGAAUAUUUUCCAAGAAAUCACGUCAUCUGUUAACCCAGCUAAUCUGAACGUUUGCAUCAACUCCACUAAACGAAUAAAGAAUGAGAGCAUUCCAUCAACGGCACUUGAGUCCGUUCCUGUAUCCGUAAGGCGUUCGGCUCCUACGUUCGUGGCCGGUCGUGCGCAGUCGUGCAGGCUGCCAUUACUGCGAGCCGCCUCGGCGGAUCAAAGCGGCGCGCUGAUUGGUCGGUCGCCGACAGAGACAAUCCGAGCGCGCUUGCCUGUUUUCGGCUGCCGCGCAACGUUGCCGCGAGGGCAACCUCAGUCGAUCGGCAUCCGCCGUGUGUUUUGUAUCGCUUUCUGUCAUCUCACGUGUGUCGGGUAG
Molecule: messenger RNA, 579 nt
Organism: Acanthoscelides obtectus
Lineage: Eukaryota; Metazoa; Arthropoda; Insecta; Coleoptera; Chrysomelidae
Source: the annotation of a GenBank genome assembly